Molecule: messenger RNA, 2181 nt
Organism: Brettanomyces nanus
Lineage: Eukaryota; Fungi; Ascomycota; Pichiomycetes; Pichiales; Pichiaceae
Exons: 1
Coding region: 1-2181 (726 amino acids)
Biological process (GO): (1->3)-beta-D-glucan biosynthetic process; fungal-type cell wall polysaccharide biosynthetic process
Cellular component (GO): plasma membrane
Molecular function (GO): 1,3-beta-D-glucan synthase activity
Source: RefSeq, a predicted model, not a curated record
AUGGAAGAUUACCUACUAUAUGAUUCCUUGGCCAGAGAUGGUUCGGGCAAUUCUAGAGGUACCCCGCGAGAGUAUCCUCCAGAUCUGAUGCAGAGAUUGCACAAUCCCUCCACAGCAGCUGCUCAGGAGGUUGUUGGGCCUGAUACUACAGCUUUUACUCCCAAUUCUUCACAGCAUCCUUUUUAUGCCAGCGCAUUUUAUGGGGAAGGGCCACCAGGCGCUCUGGGAGUUUCUGGGGGCUUCCAGGCUGAGAUUCCUAUCUCUACCGAUCACUCUGGACUUAUUCUGCAAGACUCAGGCUUUGUUGCAGCCACCGUCGAUCCGGAUCCUUUUUAUUCUUGGACAAACGAUGAACUGGCUCCCCUUAACAAAGAUGAAAUUAAGAACGCAUUUUCCCAGGUCCAGCAAAUCUUUGGGUUUCAAAGAGACUCUGCUCUAAACAUGUAUGAGCAUCUCAUGGUGCAAUUAGACUCAAGAUCAAGCAGGAUGUCAUCUCCACUGGCUUUGCUUUCACUUCAUGCAGAUUAUAUUGGCGGAGACAACUCUAACUACAAGAAAUGGUAUUUCUGUUGUCAGCAAAAGGAUGAUCACCAAUUAUUUAACAGUGUAGAUAUUAGAGAAAUUAAGAAGAAGUUGAAAGAGAUUGGUGAUACUUUGCAGACUGAUUUCUAUCCAAAAUCCAGGAUGGAUGUGAUCGAGUACCGUUGGAGAGAAAGAAUGAGGCUUCUUACCGCUGAAGAUAUGGCGAGACAGCUUGCUCUCUUCCUACUGAUUUGGGCUGAAGCAAAUAACCUUAGAUUUGCUCCAGAAUGCUUGUGUUUCAUUUUCCAAUGUGCUUUAGAUCACAUGAAUCACGCUCUUGUUGAUCCGACCAUAGGCAAGUUCCCAGAAAAGGAUUAUCUUACUCGGAUAAUCAAUCCUCUAUACAAUUUCUAUCGAGAUCAACAAUUCAAACUUGUUGAUGGUCACUAUACUAGAAAAGAUAAGGAUCAUCGUGAUAUCAUUGGCUAUGAUGAUAUUAACCAGCUUUUCUGGUACCAUAAGGGAUUAGAGAGAAUUUGUUUCGGUGAUCAAAAGAUUAAGCUAAUCUCUUUGCAUCGGGAGCAAAGAUAUAGUGAACUUGGUAAAGUGACCUGGAAAAAGGCAUUUUAUAAGACUUACAGGGAAAAACGGUCGUGGCUUCAUUUAGUUACAAAUUUCUCUAGAGUCUGGAUCAUUCACCUUACUGCUUUUUGGUACUUUUCCAGUUUCAACUCUCCAACUUUGUACACUUUUGAAUACCAACAGCUGAUUAACAACCAACCGAAAUUGGAGGCCACCUUUUCUGUCACUGCUUUAGGUGGCACUGUUGGGUGUUUAAUUCAGAUUUUGGCAAUCAUUUGCGAAUGGUCUUAUGUUCCGCUUAAGUGGCCAGGAAGUCGGAAACUCUUCAAAAGAUUAAUCAUCAUGCUCUUGAUCACUGCAAUCAAUUUUACUCCUUCAGUAUUUGUUCUUUGGAUUGUUCCGUUAGAUGCCACUUCUGAACUAGGCUUAGCUCUAUCUAUCACCCAGUUCUGCAUAUCCAUCCUCACUACGAUCUGGUUUGCCUUUCAACCUUCUGCUUCUUUAUUCGAGUUUUUCACCAAUUCUAAGAAUAUUGGGUAUGAUCCAAUGAAGACGUUUACUGCGUCUUAUCCUAAAUUGGAUUCUAGCAGCAGAAUAUUAUCCAUCUUGCUUUGGAUCUUGGUAUUUUCUGCUAAGUUCAUUGAAUCGUACUUCUUUUUGACUCUCUCUUUGAGAGAUCCAAUUCGAAAUCUACAUACGAUGGACUUAAGUCGUUGUUACGGCGAAAGCAUUUUAGGUGACUAUGUGUGCCGUCAUCAAGCGAUUUCGACCUUGGCAUUGAUGUAUCUUGCAGAUAUUGUUUUGUUCUUUUUAGAUACGUAUUUGUGGUACAUCAUCUGGAACUGCAUUCUGUCACUUUCUCUUUCCUUUUCUAGUGGAAUUUCUAUUCUCUCUCCGUGGAGAAAUGUAUUCACCAGGCUUCCCCAAAGAAUCUACUCAAAGCUACUCUCUACUGGCGACAUGAAGGUUAAAUACAACCCGGAUAUGCUUAUAUCCCAAAUUUGGAAUGCAAUCGUUAUUUCCCUGUAUAGAGAACACCUUUUAAGCUCUGAUCAUGUCCACCGCUUGAUAAUAUGA